CAGGUGUCAGCAGACGUGUUCGUUUACACCUGGUAUCGUCACUAUCUGAUAGUGAUACGCUACCGGGACGACGAGGCAAAUACAAAGACGUUACGUCACGUUGCACCAGGAUAAUGCUCGCCCGCCCGUAACGGACGUUUUUAGGCAAAUAACACUGCUGUACUGUCACGACCAGCUGUUUUCCCAGACCUCUUCACCAUAGAACAUGUCUGGGAUAAGAUGAAACGACGCCUACGACAGGACCAGAACCAGCCGUGAGUGGGCAUACAUAAACGAUGAACUUCUUAUUGUUUAUAUUACUACUGCCUCAAGUCAUCUUUACCUGGUCUCAUGGCUGGCCCAAGUACAACCAGGAAGACGAUUGUCUCGAUGUCGCCAUUAUCGGAGCAGGCAUCGGCGGCACAUACACAGGCUACCGUCUACGAAACAGGGGACUGAAACUAGCCAUAUUUGAGUACUCGGACAGAAUUGGAGGCCGUAUGUUCACAGCCGCACUGCCCACUGUGCCUGGCACGACUGUGGACUUCGGGGCGAUGAGGUUGAAUCCCAAGGAGCACACAUUUCUUGCGCAUACUGCGACCCAGCUUGGACUCAAAAUUGUAGACUUUCCUUUAAACUAUGGCAACCGUAACGAGACGAUAUACUACCUCCGUGGUCGUCAUCUCCUGCCAGAUGAACUUGGUGGCCCGCGGACUCCAUACAAUUUGAGGCCGAACGAGAGACUCAGCCCGAGUGAUCUUUUGUGGAGGUUAUAUACAGAGAACACCAACAUGAGCCGUUAUGCGUACCCUUCAGAGUCGGAGAUAUACACAAUAUACACAACAGAUGGGUACCCACUAUAUACCAUGAGCAUGGACAACUUCCUCAGUCGCUAUGCUAGCAGAGAGGCCUACAGCUAUUUACGAGAUGCUUUGGUCUGGCACCACGCUUCUGGAAGAUUUGGCGCUCAAAUUGGAUUCGACUUUCUGACCUUUCUUAGUGAUAAUACUUCUCCCCCCGACCUAAAAACUGUGGACAAUGGUAUGGACCAAGUGCCCAAACGACUGUUGAGCGCCUUCGUACUGGCCAGUCCCAGACAUUCCAUCCACCUGAAUCACCAUCUGACCUCCAUGAAAGGUCGUCCUGGCAACUACAGGUUGACGUUCCAGCCCACCAGUACAGUGGCUGGUUACACUAAACCCACACUGUUGCCAAACAGGCAUGUGUGUGCUAGAAAGGUGGUCCUAGCUAUACAGAAGGACUGUGUGGAAAAAGUGGACUUUGCACCUUAUCAGAGCAGAGAAUUCCGUAGGCGACUGAACACUGUUUAUGGCGUGCAGUCACAAAAAAUCUUCCUUGCCUACCCCUACCCCUGGAAGUACUUCAAUAACAUCAAUGAGAACAUCACCCAUGCAAAAACGAAUCUGCCAAGCAAGUUUACUUACGACUGGCGGGAAGGUUCCAAUGGGUACUGGAUCCACCUCCCUUCUUAUAGCGAUGGAGAGAGUAGUGUUGCCCUCUGGCGGGAACUUCAGAACCAAGGGAGCACCAUAUAUGGAAGUAUGCCAGGAGCACAGAGGGUAUCAACUGAGGUACGGGAUAGGAUACAUUCCUAUAUGAGCAGAAUCUAUAGACUACCAAAAUCCUACAUUCCUUCCACAGUAGGAGGGGCGAUGCAACUUUGGGACACAUUCCCAUUCAGAGCUGCAUGGCACAUCUAUAAACCAGGUUUCAGGAUGGAACAGACUCGGGAUUACAUGCUGAAGCCAUUUGCCAAUCAUGAAGUCAUUCAUGUGGCUGGUUCCUGGUGGCCAAACAAACUACAGGGAUGGUCCGAGGCUGCAUUGCGUGCAGUUGACUUGGCGGUAAAACGAUAUCUAUGAAUCCGCAUAAGUCAGUAAUUUCUGCCUUCACAAUGUUAGUGAUAUAUUUUGAAGUGAAACCAUUUAUACUUUGAAAUAAACCAGUCAUUAAUCACUG
Messenger RNA from Haliotis rufescens (red abalone), 1959 nucleotides. Its product is annotated as aplysianin-A-like. The record is from RefSeq and is a predicted model, not a curated record. Gene Ontology annotation, molecular function: polyamine oxidase activity; L-amino-acid oxidase activity. The transcript is spliced from 8 exons. Gene Ontology annotation, biological process: amino acid catabolic process. Lineage: Eukaryota; Metazoa; Mollusca; Gastropoda; Lepetellida; Haliotidae. Bases 276 to 1862 code for a protein of 528 amino acids.